Messenger RNA from Closterium sp. NIES-67, 3185 nucleotides. The record is from the annotation of a GenBank genome assembly. Lineage: Eukaryota; Viridiplantae; Streptophyta; Zygnematophyceae; Desmidiales; Closteriaceae.
ACGGUUUGUCCCCGCUUGUGCUGCCGAGCAACAUAGGCAGGUCGUCCGCAACUCGUGCCCUUCUUAGUUCGGAAAUCGACCAAUCGUAGCGGUCUGACACACGUGACCUGACCACGUGGGACACCGUUCGCUGCUCUGCAACCACACAAAUGACCCACGCGGCAUUUCCCAUCCCUCUGCGUGCUUACCCUGAACCACGCGGCUCGAUAGCCCUAGGAGUUUGACUUGUGUGAGUUAGGCUGCUGUUAGUUUCCCGCCUUUUCCCCAGGUGAUAGUUAGGUAAUCUGCGUGCGAACCUGCUAGCCACGUGGCUCACGUAUUUCGUUGGUAAUUGAAGACUAGGAUGAUUCAGUGUCAUUAGGAUCAUAUCAUAUCUGGUAUUUCGUGCGUGAAGUAGGUCUGUACGCGAUCCGAUAGUUUGCGUCUCCGUCGCGUGCUGCGGAAGGCCAGUAGCUAAUUUUAUAUUUAGCCUGUAGAUCCUUUUAUUCUAUACUGAGCCGGUUUACAGCGAUAAACAUUUUUUUUUUCGAUGGAGAAGGAUAUGCAUGAAGUGUCGAACCUUAUAACGGAUGGCGAGGGCGGCGCGAAGGUGGUGGCGGGGAGGAAAGCCCCGACAGUCAUCGCACAGACGGAGCGUCGCGACAGAAAAGUCGUCGCAGCCGUCAAGGCGUUGGCGUCGCAGCCGUCGCAGAGGGGUUUCGUCGCGGAAGGGAUGUCGGUGACGUGGACACGGCUACAGUACUCCGUGCCUUCAACCAAUUCCAAGUGGUGCUGCCUGCGCGCGGAGGACGACGCCACCAUCUACCGCAAGAAGGUCAUGAUGAACGUCACAGGGGGCGUGGCGCCGGGCAACCUGCUGGCCGUCAUGGGUCCCGAAGGCUCGGGCAAGUCCCUUCUUCUUCACAUGCUGGCGGGACGGCUGCAGGACGACCCCAACUUCCGGGGCAGCAUCGAGUUCAGCGGAAAGCCGUUCGGGGCGACGCUGAGGCGAGAGAUCGGGUUCGUGGAGAACGACGUGGACCUGCAGGCCAAUCUGACGGUGAAGGAGACGCUCAUGUUCGCGGCCAUGCUGCGGCUGCCAGAGGGCACAGAGGAGAUCGACCAGAUAGUUCGUGUGGAGCACGUGCUGGACUCCCUCGAGCUCACACACUGUGCGGACAAGGUGAUAGGGCGCACGGGGCGCAACGCUGUGCUGUACAACGAGCUUAGGCGGCUGGCCAUCGGCGUGCAGAUGAUCGUCAACCCGCCGCUGCUGCUGCUGGACGAGCCGACAUCAGGUCUCGAUGGAGCUAUGGCCCUCCGCAUUACACGAGCCCUGCACUCAUACGCCUUAGCCGGCCGAUCCGUAGUAGCCACCAUGAAGCAGCCAUCCGCCAAGAUGUUCUCCCUCUUCACGCAUCUGCUGCUCAUCACCGACGGUAACCCCAUCUUCUUUGGCGCAGCGGGCGCUGCUCUACCCUACUUUGACUCCAUCGGCUACACCAUGGGAGCUGAUACAAGCGCUGCCGAAUUCUUUCUGGAUCUGACAGCCCCCGAAGCAGCAGAUGCGUCCAUUCACUUCGGCACGUCCACCAACCUCAUCCGCCUCUGGGCCACCGGGGACGCUGCCAGGGAGAUAGAGCGGGCUGCCAUGCCCUCGACAGCUGCCACAGUGUCCCAGGCGUCUGCUAAAAGCGGGGAGGGGGGUGAGGGUCAGGGGAAUGGGGAUGUGGAGGUGGGGGAGGGAGUGGGGGAGGGUACUAGAGUGAGGGAUGUCGAUGCGAGUAUGGACUGGAGGGGAGUGAGUGGGGGGGGGGGAGGGGGAAUCGGAGGUGGCGGACGAGGAGGAGGAGGGAGUGGGAAGAGGUGGGUAACGUCGUGGGGUUUGCAGUUUCGGGUGCUGGCGCAGCGGCACCUGCUGUCGUACCGGGUGGUGAAUCAGGACUGGAUAUUUGUGGCUGUUGUGGCGGUCAGCCUGCUCGUUUGCACCUUAUUGCCAGGUGAGGCAUGCUGGCAGGUGAGACUGGUAGAGACCCUAUGGCACGUGCGGUCGUACCGGGUGGUGAAUCAGGACUGGAUAUUUGUGGCCGUCGUGGCGGUCAGCCUGCUCGUUUGCACCUUAUUGCCAGGCUGCCUGUGGUGCAAGCACGAUCCAACCACAGCCAUGUGCAUUCGCGGCAUGGCGGGGCUCAUCUUCUUCUCACACUUCUUCUGGGGGAUCAUCCCCAUGCUCACCUCCCUCUCUCAUUCCCACCCUUCCAAGUUCCAUCCGCCCUCCAACCGCUUGCCCCAUGUCAUCCCAGGUUGCCUCUGGUACAAGCGCGAUCCAACCACAGCCGAGGGCAUUCGCGAUAUGGCGGGGCUCAUCUUCUUCUCACAGUUCUUCUGGGGGCUCAUCCCCAUGCUCACCUCCGUCAUCACCUUCCUGGAGGACCGCAAGUCAGUCCAAAAAGAGCAAGAGGACGGAGUGUAUCAUAUCUCCGCGUACUACGCCGCCCGGACGCUGCUCAGCCUGCCGUACGAGAUCCUGCCGCCCGUCUUCUACAGCUGCAUCGUCUAUUGGAUGACCGGGCUCAACCCGUCGGGCGGCCGGUUCGUCUUAUUCACUUUAGUGCUUGUACUCGAUACAAUGGUGGCAUCAUCUAUAGGCAUGGCGGUGGGGACUGCGACGUCUACAGUGAAACAGGCGAUUUCGAUUGCGGCUAUUCUGCAGCUGCUGUCGGUUAUGGUGGUGCAUUUCUUAUCUCUCAAUCCCCCGGCGUGGGUGGGGUGGACGCAGUACCUCUCUUUCUCAACCUAUGUUAACAAGUUGCUAAUGCGGAUCAACUUUGAUUCUGCCGAAUCGUUCACUGGCAACUGUAGCGCUUCCAACACGAGCAGCAGCACCGCAGCCAACACGUGCUCGUGUGCCGCUACUCUUGAGCUAUCGGGCCUGAGGAAUCCGUUACCGGGGAGUGGGUGGCUGGAAGCGUGCAUCCUCGUUGCCAUGCUCAUCUUCUUCCGCUUGCUUGCUCUGCUUAUAGUGAAGCUCCGGUUGCAGUCGUGGCGGUGGCAUCGCAAUGGCCGCACUUGAGGAUAGGAGGAUAUGUAGUUGCAUGUCUAUGGUAUAAAGGCUAUGCAACCAAUCUAUACAAUCCACCGGUGUUCCUCUAAACAGCCAAGGCUUUGGGGCUUAUUAUAAAAUGCAGCUAUUAUUGUGUUUGUGU